AUGAAUUCCAGCUCAGAGGAGUUUAGUGACUAUGAUUCUGAGUAUGAGCCCUUUGGCUCAGAAACAGACUUUUCUACAGAUGAAUCAGAGAUUGGAGAUAGUAGUAGCUCUGUUAGUGCAGAGGUUAGUUGUAGUGGCAGUGAUAUUGCUGACAGAGCAGAGGCUAGUUUUAGCGAAUCCGUCAAUUUACCAGAAGUGCCUACAGAGGAAAAUACAGCUGAGGAUGAGGUCACAAUUGUAGAUGCAGUAGUUGGAAGUGAGCCAAUGUGGAGUCCUCCAAAUAAUUAUUCCCCUGAGAUACCCCUGUUUACUGCAGUUCCUGGAGUCAAGGUAAAUACCAAUAAUUUUGAGCUUGUGGACUUUUUCCAUGUAUUUGUUACAGAGGAUAUACUACAGAAUAUGGUCUUUUACACCAAUUUAUAUGCUGAGCAGUUUCUUGCCAGAUGUCCAUUACCUGAAUAUUCACAAGGUCAUGCAUGGCAUCCCACCAAUACACACGAGAUAAAAAGAUUCCUGGCACUCACAAUAGCAAUGGACCUCCAUGAAGGACACACCUUGGCAUCCUACUGGGAUACCACUUCUAUAAUUUCCAUCCCUCUCUUUUCAGCCAUAAUGCCUAUAAAUCGUUAUCAAAUUUUACUGCGGUUUCUACAUUUUAAUGAUAAUGCUACAGCUGCACCCCCUAACGAGCCUAGUCAUGACAGGCUUCAUAAAUUGAGACCCCUUAUUGAGAGCUUGUGUAAGCGUUUUGCUGAGGUGUACACCCCCACCCAAAAUAUUUGUGUAAAUGAGUCCCCCGUGUUUUUUAAAGAGCGCCUAAUGUUCCGCCAGAAUAACCCAAAGAAGCGGUCCUGCUAUGGGAUGAAAUUUUACAAACUCUGUGAAAGCAAGACCGGUUACACUGGUAACUUUAUGAUUUACGAAGGAACAGACUCCUUUUUAGAUCCUCCAGGUUGUCCACUUGAUUUUACCUUCAGUGACAAAAUUGUUUGGGAGCUCCUAACGCCACUUUUGGGCAGAGGUUACCACUUAUAUGUAGAUGACUUCUAUACAAGUAUACCCUUAUUUAGAGCCCUACAUAGUUUGGACACUCCAGCCUGUGGCAUAGUAAGCCAUAACCGAAAAGGCUUGCCCAGGGCACUGAUAAAUAAAAUUCUAAGGCAUGGAGAAACAUAUGCUCUAAGAAGCAAUGAUCUCUUGGCCAUAAAAUAUUGUGAUACCAAAAAUGAAUACAUACUGACCACAAUCCAUGAUGAGUCAGUCAUUGUAGAACACAAAACUACCAAUGGGCCCCCUAAAAGUAAGCCACUCUGUAGCAAAGAAUACAGUAGGCAUAUUGACGGUGUUAAUAAAACUGACCAAAUCCAAUAUUACAAUGCUGCCAGAAAAACAAAGGCCUGGUACAAAAAAGCAGCAUUUUAUAUGAUUCAAAUGGCUCUUAACAAUUCAUAUGUUGUCUAUAAGGCAACAGUACCAGGUCCCAAAUUGUCCUUUUAUAAUUACCAAGUGCAGCUGCUCCCUUCCUUGCUUUUUGGAGAUGUCGAGGAGGCACCAGACAUGUCUGAUAAUGAUAAUGUUGUCCGGAUGGUUGGGAAGCACUUUAUUGAUAACAUUCCACCCACACUUAAUAAAAAGUACGCCCAAAGAGCCUGCAAGGUAUGCCGCAAAAAGGGUAUUAGGCGAGAUGUGAGGUACUAUUGUCCAAAAUGCCCUAGCAAACCAGCCUUAUGUUUCCAGCCAUGCUUUGAGAUUUACCAUACUGUUGUACACUAUGAAAAGGCUUGA
Messenger RNA from Xenopus tropicalis (tropical clawed frog), 1785 nucleotides. RefSeq names its product piggyBac transposable element-derived protein 4. The record is from RefSeq and is a predicted model, not a curated record. NCBI's taxonomy places the organism in Eukaryota, Metazoa, Chordata, Amphibia, Anura, Pipidae. Bases 1 to 1785 code for a protein of 594 amino acids. The transcript has a single exon.